AUGCGAUUCGGCCACCUCUUGCUGGUUGGUGGCAGCGCUCUCCUCGCUGUCAGCUGUGACGCCACAGCGGCGUCGACUGCGAACCAAGUCCCAAGCUCUCGCCGUCUGAGGACCGAGGUGAAGAAGCUGCCCGCGAGCUAUAUCCAGGGGCUCAUGCACAACGACGACCAGCUCAAGACGGCACUCAACGCCUGGAAACAGGGCAAAGUGACCACCAAAGGCCUUGCCGAGUCGCUGGAUCUGAGCCAGAACAAGAUCAAGUGGAUCCGCAGGAUUCGCAACCGCAAGAAGAUCGACGAGGAGAUCCUGCUGCAGAUGUUCCGCGCUCGCAUGGGCCAGUCGCCGGGUGUGGCGUUGUUCGUGAAGGCUUCCGCUUGCGUGCUGAUCGUGUGGAGCCUCAACUACCAAUGGGUCGGUACUGCGUCGCUCGCGGAUGACUGGUACGCGUCCACACGCUGCAACGAGAGGUCCUCCUCUGCUGCGUGCAUCAGCUAUGAGCGGUGCAAGGCGACGCACCGCUGCGCGCGAGGCGACGAGGACUACGAGAUCAAAGCUGCGGAGCUCAGGAGCUUCGCGAGGCAGUUCGCGGGCGGCGAGCGACAGCAGAUCGCGCUCGUGAACGACUUUGAGGACUGGAAGUCGGGCACCCACCACUGGCGAUUCCAGAGCGGUCGGAACGCCAGCAACAGCAGAAGCGACUACGCGGACGCGAUGCUGGAGCCCACAGAGUGGAUGGGCUUCGACUCCUUCAGCUUCCCCGUGAUCGGGUCGCUGGAGCUGGCGUCGGGCUAUUUGGUGUUCGACACGGACCGCGCCAAGCUCUGGGGCGACGUUCAACUCGAUGGGGUCGUGACGACCACCAGACUCGGAGGCACUUCGGUCGCAGUCUUUAACUUCAUGACUGUGUACCUCGGAGCGGACGUCCGCGUGCGGUUCCAAGGCAGUCGAGCGUUGGCGAUCCUCAGUCGCAGCAGCUUCAUUGUGGACACGGAGCUGCGCGUUCGACCGGGCACGCUCGGAGGCUUCCCAGGGGGCGGCUUCAUCGGCUCCGGCACGAGUUUCUCAGGGGUGAACAACAACCAGAACGGACCGGGCAGUGCGAGCGUCCGCGUGUAUGUGAAGUCGCUGUCGACGUGGGGCAAACACGUGCCGGAAGUGCAGGAGAUCGAGACGUCGGCGGCGGCGGGGCAGAAGCUGCAGGGCCACUUCGUGUUGCGAUAUCCAAGUGCUGGCAGUAAGGGGCUGACCUCAGAGACCAUCGCGUACGACGCCAGCGCCCUGGAUGUGAGACGCAGACUGGAAACCGCGUUCCCGGACAUCGGAGAGCUGAAUGUCGAGCGAGAUGACGCUCUCGAACAGGUGCCGGAGAUCGGGCGACUGUGGCGCGUGACGUUUUUGACUGCAGUGGGGAACGUGCCGCAGCUCCAGGCGCAGAGUUUCCUCUCUGGCCUCGAGUCGAAGGUGGUCACGCGCACAAUCGUGGACGGCAAUGAGUUGUCGGGGUCUUUCCAGUUGGGGUUUCUGGGGAGAACCACUCGGUGGGUUGACCACGACGUCGCGGCGGAUGAAUUUCGGUCCGCUCUACUCGAGGACUUCCCGGCUCUGAUUGACGCUCGCGUAACACGCACCGACGCUAAAGAUUUAUGCGCGCAGGGCUCCACACUGGCGGACCAAACGGCGAGUUCGUCUAUUGCUGCGGUUGAUUCAACUGUCGAUCAAGGACUCUAUCGGUCUUCGGAGUGGCAGGUGCCUGAAGACGACCUGGUUGAAGUCGCGGACAGUACCAAGGGCUUCCCUGCCAAACGCUGUCGAGCAGGGCGUGGGGCGGCGGGGGGGUUUGUGUGGAAGAUGCAGUUCUGGACGCGGGAGGGGAACGUCGUGCCCAUGACCCCGACGUCAAGCAGCAUCAGGGAUGUCACGCCGCCUGCAGCUUUGACCGUCGACUAUUCAAGACUCGAGGGAAUCCAAGCUGUCGCUGAGAUCGUUGAUUCGCAGUGCUUCUCGUUGGCUUUUGGCGGUGCUGGGGCGUCGUUUACAGGCCCAGGAGGAGCUGGAUACGUUGAUUCUUCUCUCUUGGUAGCGCCAGCGUAUGCAGACGAGCGAGUGACCGACCUGUCGGGCGGAAGUGGCGGUGCUGGAGGUGGACGGGAGCCGUUCGACGUGUUUCCAGUAGUGCAGCCCACCCAGGGCGGUGCUGGAGCUGGAGCAAUAUUCCUAUCGGCGAUCAACGACGUCCUCAUCGGCCCUAACGCCACAAUCUCUGCGAACGGGGGGAACGGGAGCUCCGCGUAUACCCCAGGAGGGGGCGGCUCGGGUGGCACAGUGCUGAUACUAUUGGCGGACAUGGAGGACAUGAACUCAUCGCUGGGGGCGUUGGCGGAGGAGGGGGAGGCAGUGGUGGACGGAUCGCCAUCUACGCGCAGAGUUAUUCGUCCUGGGGAGAAGGGAGUCUGCAAUCAGCCCACGCGCAUCUCGUACUUCGUGCGGGUGGGAAACCUCGAGCGUGGUUCGUUAGCCACAAACCGAGGCGCCAUCUUCGGAAUCCUCAGAAAUGCCUCAGCUCAAGUGAAUGACGAGAUCAUGAUCGCAAUCGCGAUCGUGGACGGCAGCUUCAUGCACGAGGCCAACACGUACCAAUGGCCUCGACGCGUUUUCCAGGACAAGGUUCAAACGGAUCGUUGGUACAAACUGGACGUGACUUUGGACUGGCAGACGCACACGUACUCGAUCCGCCUCAACGACGUGUUGAAGGUGAACGCAGCGGCAUUCCAGGGCGAGAGCGUAGCGGCCUUGAGUCUCAGCAACUUCCACGCCAUGUCGACGUGGUGGGACGAACUUUACGUGGGGAACGACUAUCUCCUGGGCUUCACCUGUCCGUGGAUCCGACAAGUGGCCGACACGGCCGCUGCAGACGCUGCGGGGGUGAAUGACGGCGCAGUUCUCACGACCAAGCGAGCAUGGCGCAAAUUAUGGGCAGCGAGCUACCAAACCCCGUCGACCACGACGUACCACCCGAUGGUUCACCACGAAAGCCACUUGUCGAGACAAGAAGUGUACUCGCACGACAACGGUGGCAUCAUCCCCUUCGACGGAGCUCCGCAUCGAGCGUUCUUCAACGAUGUUCGAGAGCAGGAGAGCGAGAAUCCCGACCAGAGCAGCCACGAGGAGCUACAGGCUGAAACUUUAGCGGGGGAUGAGGACGAAGAAGUCAUUUCCUACGCCGAAUUGUUGACGAUCGAGGGCCUCCCGCUCGACAAUUCCAUCGUGCAGCCUCUGGAGACCGGAAUCGACUGGGAAGCGCGAGUUGGCGCAACCAGUACCGAUACUGCAACCCCGGACUCCGACGUUCCUCCCCAUCCAAGUGUUUACUGGUACUCCGAAGUGUUCAAUUCUACUACAGGGAGUGGGGCGAUUGGAGCGUGCUCCAGUAUCGACUACAACGAGUGGCGGAACGAAGGCGUGAUGCUGCACUUCACUAACCUGACGGACCCAUUUGGAGACCGACUGGAAGACAGCGGAGGACUGCUGGCAGAUCGACCCAAAGUGAUCUUUAAUCGGGCCACACAGCGCUUCGUCAUGUGGAUGCACGUCGACAGUGCUGUGUCCUCUACAGCGAACACGAUGGGGCUUACGGGCGUGGCCAGCAGCGAGUAUCCGAACGGGCCGUUCCAGUUCGUCCACAGCUUGUACCCCGACGCAGCGCCGCUGGAAGCCCCAGGAGGACAGACUGUGAAUGAGACGCAUGAUCAAACUGUGGCCGUGAUUCCAUCCGCUAGCGGCCAAGACGCAGCGUACAUCGUGCGGACGUACUGCAAGACGGUGGAGUAUUGGCUGCCUCGCCCCGUCAUGGAUCCGCUUUGGCAGAGCGUGCAGAAGCUCAGUGACGCAGGAGACGGAGAGACCGUGGCGGACUUUGGACUGAGCUACCAUCGAGCGUUCCACCACAAAGGGUACGACGACCCGACGGACAUUUAUCUGCAGCGCUGGCGCAUGGAGGACACGCCCUGGGAAGUGAUAUGCUGCUCCCUGGUGAACGCGAGCGACUGCGUGUCCGUGACGGAGGUGCCGCAGAAACCAGAGGACGUUUGCCCCGACGGGAUGAAGAAGAAGGCGAUUUUGGGCCAGGCGCAGACUCAAUCGUCCAAUUCUUCAGCGUCCGCCAUCGUGCAGACCCGCUACAAGGACCCGAACGACGACGCCAACAGCGCCUUUGUGCCUACUGCGUCCGUGCGAGCUUACACGUCGUGGGGAUUUCAGGUUCUCAACACCAAAACGUGGCGAGGCAACUACUUCGACGCGCUCAGCACCAACAUCACGCUCUUCAUCUUCAAGCGGUUCGCCGGGGAACGCCGACGCCGCGAGAUCGACCAAGACCCGACUAUCCAGUACACGUACCCGAACGAGGAGGAGCUCACUCAGAGCGUGAUCCCUGCUAAUGACACCGAGAUCCUCGACGAACUGCUGGGCACAUUGGGCGUGCCUGUGAGUCUGGCCUUCAAGAGCAAGUACUCGUCCUUCGACCUGGCCGAGAUCGAUCGCGAUGGCGACGGGAAGGUCACGUCCUACGAGAUCGCGGAGCUGGAGCAGCAGAAGGCGCUGAAGCAGCUCACGGACGAGCUGGUGGACGCUCUGAUCGCGGACUUCAACGUCAUGAAGUGGAGCCAAGUGGACAUUCUGGACGCGGACAGCGACGGCUUGAUCACGUUCGACGAGUUCGAGGACUGGCUGGGGCUGGACCCGAAUCUGCUCUUCGACCGCUUCGACCUGGACAAGAACGGCUACCUAGACGAGAAUGAGCUCGCUCGGUCGCUGUGGUACCGUCAGAUGCCGCGGUUGGACGCUGCGAUCUUCAUCCUGGACCCGUCUUUCGAUGGCCGAGUGUACUACGAGCGCUUCCGGUCGUUGAUACUGCAGGCCCCCGACUACAUCUUCAAGACGUACGACUUCGACAGCUCUGAUACUCUGUCGCAGUUCGAGGUCGACCUGAUGGUGAAGGAUCUGGGCUCCGCCUUGGCACGUCCAGAGGUGCUGAAAGGGCUCAAGAAUACUACAUCGAACAGCAUCACCAAGGCGGACUACGCCGCGUGGUUCAGCGCCACAACGAGCCUCGUGGACGACGCUCGUAACAAGCUGAAGGUGGACAACGCCGUCCACGCCACGGGUCCAGACCGCCUCACUGGCCCAUUGCACGUCGUGGAGCGCCGUCGAGCCAAGUACGUGGCCAUCAGCGCCCUCACAGACGACUACCUCCACACCCGCGGGUUGCUACGAGAAGUCGAGGGCGACUUUGAAGGAAGAGAGGCGCUGCUCAACUACUUCGCCUUCAGUGAAGACCUCUUUGGGCUUGCGGACUCGGCUGACGGAGCGGUGCUGGGUGACGAGGUGAAGCCCUUCCGGGAGUUCCUGUCCCCCGCGACGCUGCGCGAUCGCGCCUCGUACUGGAACGGCCGACACUGGGAAGGUCGGCCUUCCGCUCCAGCGCUGUCCACCUACGGGUCCCAGUGCUUCCAGGUCGCGGGACUGGACGGGUCUGCUCUGGACGAGCAGUCGAGUGGCUGCCUGCCGUGCCGCACGACGUCGCCCUACGCCUCGGACGUGGUGGGCCACUACCAGACCUUCGCUCGGGGCACGCCGCAGUGCCAGCCGCACAAGGAGCUGGACGCGUACAUCAAGGAGUUCGACCAGCAAGUGUCCAUCCAGCUGCAGUACCAGCAGCAGGCCCAGUUGGGCCCGCAGGGCCUGCAGCAGCACAUGUCGCCGUGCUACAACCAGUCGCAGUUCUUCCCGUGCGACGUCCACAAGGUGCUGGACGGCAACGUGGCCGACACGCUCCGCAGCUGGACGGAGCGCCAGAGUCCGCAGAACUUGGCCUGGGAGCAGCACCCGAACAACGUCGGCUCCUCGGUCAAGAUCCGCGCCGACGACUUCCGGCUCAAGUCCACGGGGCCGUCCUACAUCGAGCGCUUCCCGCUGCGCGAGCGCGAGCCGCUGAACGCCGACGAUCCGGUGAACAGCCUCACGGUGUAUGAACCCGACGAGCUCGCAGACGUGCUGGGCGGAGGAAGGUGA
This is a messenger RNA of Phytophthora sojae, 6069 nucleotides long. RefSeq lists its product as hypothetical. The coding region runs from base 1 to 6069 and encodes 2022 amino acids. The transcript is spliced from 4 exons. The record is from RefSeq and is a predicted model, not a curated record. Gene Ontology annotation, molecular function: calcium ion binding. NCBI's taxonomy places the organism in Eukaryota, Oomycota, Peronosporomycetes, Peronosporales, Peronosporaceae.